This is a messenger RNA of Vitrella brassicaformis, 2037 nucleotides long. The record is from the annotation of a GenBank genome assembly. Lineage: Eukaryota; Vitrellaceae.
GUUUCCUCCUCCCCCCCUACAUGCAUCGUUUUGCCAGCCGGCUGGUCCCUCCUGCAUGUCCCUCCCCUCUCCUCCUCCCAUCGCUGCAACUCCCUUUAUGCAGAUCUGCCCUCUCAUCCCCGAGUUGUGCGCGGCACCUGUCAACUGCACACAGAGAGGAGGGGAAACAUGACAGCAGCAGCCGCAUCAGCAGCAGCCGCAGGAGUGAUGACGUGAGUGUGGUGGAAGAGGGUGGUCACCGGGCGGUGGACGAGAGGAAAAUCGAGAGGGAAGAUGACGGCCGGACGGAGCGACUCAUCAUUGGCAUGGUGAGAGCAACGCAGCAGACGGACGCACGAAUGGCUGCACCGCCACACUAAACAAUGCUGGCGUUGGCGGUGUGCUGGUCAGGAUGAGGGCGCGGUCUCGCGUGCAGAGGAGGGAGUGCUCAUGCAGAGGAGGCGACGCGGCAUUCAGAUCUACCCAGGUGGCUGCCACUGAUGAAACAUCUGACACACUCGCACAUCCAUUGUGUGUGCAGGUGGCCCUGUUGAUCGGUAUUUGCCUCCAGUGGACCCUUCGCGCUUCCUCGUCGAGCCCGACAAGCUUACGAGAGAGGAACAACGAUUCCAGGUAAGGCCAAUGUCACGAUCCGGAUAGCCGACACGAGUUACAGGCAUGUGUUGCCUCCUUCAGGUAUUCUUCGCUGCCUUCCCGUGGCUGACCUUUCUGGCCAUGCUGAGCGCUCCCUUCGCCCUCGUGGCCACGUUGCUGCCACGGCUGGACGAGAAGGCACGGGCCAGCUUGGCGUCUGAGUCUGAGGAGCUGCUGCGGCUGUUCCGCGUCCCUGAGUUCGCCAUCGUCCCCUUCAGGUACGGAACGCACUCACGGACGGACCCAUAACCGGCAUCUGUGUGUGUGCUGAUCGGUUUGUGCACAGGGCGUUGGUUGACGUGAUAGAGCGUCCCCUGCACUCGCUGAUCGUCUUCUUCCACCGUGACGUCUUCGGCACCUACGCGUUGCUGCCGCUGCUGGUCGACCUCGCCAGGCUGUUCAGGAGCCAAAACCUGCCCGUGGCUGUGGUGGCGGUCGAUUUGGCCGGCAGCGACGUGCCCGACACACACAGAAAGAAAUUCCCCCCCGGCCUGUCGCCGUUCAUGCAGGUUUGUGUGUGAGGAUUGAGGGACACGCGGGGGAGGUGUGUAUCCUCUGUGUGUGUUUGGCUGGAUGUGUAUAUGCAGGUGUUGUGUCCGUACAGCCAGUCUGGCGAGCCGGGGCUGCUGGACCACGACGGCCCCUGGAACGCUGUGGAGAUUGUCAAGACGGUGGAGAGCCAGGUCAACAUCCCCGACACACAGCACGUCUACCGAGACGCAAGAGUAAGCGACAGCGAAUGCACAGCCACCCACCCAGCCAUCCACAAGUGCUCUCGUAUGUGCUGUGUGUGUGGCAGCGUCUGGAUGAGAUCACUGAGAGGCUCACCGACUGUCUUUUUCAGCUGGACUUCAUCGACAGCGACCCCUCAAUGCCGCCUGAAGCGCCCCCCACACCGCCAGCCCCAACCCUCAUCCAACGAAUCUCUUCGGCACUCUUCGGGCAGCAGAGGCCUUCAGACACUCAUCCAGCAAGGUCUGCAGAUGGUGACGGUGGCGGUGUUGUGUCUGAUCGCCACGGUGCGUAUGGGCGUGACGGUGUGUAUGUGUGGCGUGGUGGGUUGGAGGCGGCCCAUCUGUCGUGUGAGGCAGCGCGCGAACAGCUCCUAACAGAAAUGGCAGCGAGGAGGGGCGGCGGGUAGCCCACGCGUGGAUGGUUGUAUGUGUCUUGCCUUUGUUCUCGGAUUAUUGGAUUAGCCGUCGAAAUGACAGACAUUACACAUCACAUUCGUGUGUAGAAGGGACGAAGGGCAGCCAAAGCCGAUUCACAUGAGAAGAGUAUGCUGGUGAAUAGAGCUGUGUGUGCAGCACCUUUGCGUUUGUUGAGUGGAUGAACUCAUUGGCGGCUGUCCACUUUUGGCUGCGCGAGGAUUCCUUGCAUGUGAAGCGACAAAAUGCACUCACC